AUUUCACUCAAGAGUCCAACACUAAAAAGGACACACUCCCCGCCUUGUCUCAUUCAGACUCUAAUCCCUCGACAAAACCUUGUGCUACGCCGUCACCUACAACCAAUCUCCGCCACUAUGCAAGCCCAUUUGCUUUCCCCUCCUAUAUACCCCACCACCACCUCCACCACCUCCACCACCCCGACUUUCAGCCCCCUUUUGCCCAAAUGUAGGACCCACUCAAGAAAACCACCCACCCUCACCAUCCGAGCCUCGUCAACCGAAACAGCGACCCCCCCACCACCACCACAGACCACUAACUCAACAGACCCGUCUCAGAAACUCAACAAAUUCAGCAGCCGCAUUACUCAACCCAAGUCACAGGGUGGUUCACAGGCGAUUCUGUAUGGAGUAGGAUUAACCGAUGAAGAUAUGAACAAACCCCAAAUAGGGAUAUCCUCUGUUUGGUAUGAAGGCAAUACUUGUAAUAUGCAUUUGUUAAAGCUUGCUGAAGCUGUGAAAGAAGGGGUUACAGAAGCUGGCAUGGUUGGGUUCAGGUUUAAUACUAUUGGUGUUAGUGAUGCUAUUUCAAUGGGGACUAGAGGCAUGUGUUUUAGCUUGCAGUCAAGAGAUUUGAUUGCUGAUAGUAUUGAAACUGUCAUGUCUGCUCAGUGGUAUGAUGGGAAUAUUGCCAUCCCUGGAUGUGAUAAAAAUAUGCCAGGCACAAUUAUGGCGAUGGGAAGACUAAACAGGCCAAGUAUCAUGAUAUAUGGUGGAACCAUUAAGCCUGGUCAUUUUCAAGGGCACACAUUCGACAUAGUAUCCGCUUUCCAGGUGUAUGGAGAGUAUGUUAGUGGUGCUGUUAGUGAUGAACAGAGGAUGAAUGUAGUUCGUAAUUCAUGUCCUGGUGCGGGGGCUUGUGGUGGAAUGUAUACAGCAAACACCAUGGCAUCUGCUAUUGAGGCAUUGGGCAUGUCACUGCCUUAUAGCUCUUCCACACCAGCUGAAGACUCACUAAAGUUGGAUGAGUGCCGCCUAGCGGGAAAAUAUCUUCUGGAACUGUUAAAGAUGGACUUGAAACCUCGAGAUAUCAUCACAGAGAAGUCCCUUCGAAAUGCAAUGGUAGUCGUCAUGGCACUUGGUGGAUCUACCAAUGCUGUACUACAUUUAAUUGCUAUUGCAAGGUCUGUUGGUUUGGAAUUAACUCUGGAUGACUUCCAAAAGGUUAGCGAUGAGGUUCCUUUCCUUGCAGAUCUGAAGCCUAGUGGAAAAUAUGUUAUGGAGGAUGUGCACAAGAUUGGAGGUACACCUGCAGUCAUCCGCCACCUGUUGGAGCUUGGGUAUAUGGAUGGGGACUGUAUGACUGUCACAGGAAAGACUCUGGCUGAAAAUGCAAAGCUAUUUCCUUCUUUAGCUGAAGGUCAGCAAAUUAUAAGACCACUAUCAAACCCCAUCAAAGAAACAGGCCACAUCCAGAUAUUAUAUGGGAAUCUUGCACCAGAGGGCAGCGUGGCAAAGAUCACUGGAAAAGAAGGGUUAUACUUUUCUGGCCCUGCCCUAGUGUUUGAAGGAGAGGAAGCUAUGCUUGCAGCUAUCUCAGAAGAUCCUAUGAGUUUUAAGGGAAAAGUUGUAGUCAUUAGAGGAGAGGGACCUAAGGGAGGACCAGGUAUGCCCGAAAUGCUGACACCCACAAGUGCAAUUAUGGGUGCAGGUCUUGGGAAGGAUGUUGCUUUACUUACUGAUGGAAGAUUUUCUGGAGGUUCUCAUGGAUAUGUUGUGGGGCAUAUAUGUCCUGAAGCACAGGAAGGAGGUCCAAUUGGUCUUGUUCAAAAUGGGGACAUAAUAACAAUCGACAUUCAGAAAAAGAAAAUGGACGUUCAGUUAUCAGAUGAGGUGUUGGAGCAGCGUAGAAAGAAUUGGACACCCCCUGCAUAUAAGGCUGACCGAGGGGUUCUCUACAAGUAUAUAAAAAAUGUGCAAUCCGCUUCCAAGGGAUGUGUUACUGAUGAAUAGAGAAGAAGCAUAUUUAUGAAAGCAUAGAGUGAACCUGGGAAAGCCUGAUUUUGUAAUUUUGCAUGCAGCUGCAAUUGUGGCGGCAUCGGCACGGCUCGUAGCCUAUUUAUUAGUAGAGGUAUCCCAUUUAUGUUUUCAGGUGUAAGUUUAUAUUAGUUGGUUCUUUGAAAGUAGAGAGCUAUGUUUUCCUUUUUUCAUUUCCUCAUUUUUCCUACUCUCUAUUUCUGGAACUCCCAGCUUGUUGAUUGGUAGUGAUUUAAAUUGUACAAUGCUUGGUGAAUAAUAUCUGAUAAAGAACAAUCACUUCUAUAUUAUGGAAAUUACCAAAAACUUGUAAUAA
Messenger RNA from Solanum dulcamara, 2332 nucleotides. Its product is annotated as dihydroxy-acid dehydratase, chloroplastic. Gene Ontology annotation, cellular component: chloroplast stroma. The transcript has 14 exons. Lineage: Eukaryota; Viridiplantae; Streptophyta; Magnoliopsida; Solanales; Solanaceae. Gene Ontology annotation, molecular function: dihydroxy-acid dehydratase activity. The record is from RefSeq and is a predicted model, not a curated record. Gene Ontology annotation, biological process: branched-chain amino acid biosynthetic process. Bases 118 to 1992 code for a protein of 624 amino acids.